Molecule: messenger RNA, 1324 nt
Organism: Cladocopium goreaui
Lineage: Eukaryota; Dinophyceae; Suessiales; Symbiodiniaceae
Source: the annotation of a GenBank genome assembly
AGGCUCGAGUUUGAGUACGUCGUGUUUCCUUGCCAUUCAAUUGGCAUUGACGAGUCAAACCUGAGCCAUGGCAAAGACCCUGGCAUUGAUCCUGCUGUCCGCGAGGAGCUUGGCAGAUCAAACAGAGACACCGACAGUGCCUGUCUUGUCAGCCGACCCUUGGGCCAAUGUGCGGCGAGUUCUUGAGCUUCAGCCCUUCAUUCGAGAUGUGGCCUUGGUCGUGGGUGAUGGAAAUGGACGUCUCUUCCACCAAACGAAGGGUGACAUGACCUUGGACCGGGAGUUGUGGGUUGCAUCAUCCUCAAAGAUGGUGUUUGUGGUCAGGGCGAUGCAAGAGGUGGAGAAGGGUACGAUUAGACUCGACGACCCCGUGAACAAAUACCUUGAUUACUGGACGACAGACAGCAAUGACCCCAGAUCCAGAGUGACCUUGUUCCACUUGCUCAGCUUUCAAUCUGGCUACACUUUUGGUCUCAGCAAAUUGGACUCUUGCUGGCUGAAGCCUUGGUCCAACUUCAGCACUUGUGUCGAGCGGCUGUAUCACAAGUUUCCUCUAAGCGCGGAGCCUGGUACUGUUUGGGACUACAAUGAGUUCCACAAUCAGGUUGCAGCUGCAGUUUUGGAGAAGGCUUUAGGAAUCAAGCUGCAAACUUUCCUGUCACAGGACUUGCGAGACUGGAACAUGACCCAUAGUCGAUACUCUGAUCAUUUUGGCCCUGGGGGUCCAGAUGUGAGCGGAGAUCUUGUCACAAGUGCGGAAGACUACGAGCAAUUCAUGGUGCGAUACUUCGGAGGCCGUUUGGUGUCAAACAAGACAGCUGCAUUCAUGGAAGAGGAUCACAUGCCAAAGCGCUGCUCUUUGCCUUCCUUGCCAAUGGUCAUGCCACAAGGGCACUAUGGCAUUGGAAAUUGGUGGUUAUGUCCCAAUGUGUAUCCGGCUCUGCAUGGCACGAAGCUCGGCCCGCUACCGCAAAGAUGCCGUGAUGCACAGGUGCAUUCCGACCAAGGAAUUUUUGGCUUUUGGCCAGUGUGGGAUCGACGGCUGGGCUACUGGAUGUUGUUUGCCGUGGGGGGGAUCCCAGUCAUUUCAGAUGGAAAGUCUGAGCUCCUACAGCUGAGUUUGAAGCCAUUUAUUGACAAAGCUGUGAACUCUUUGAGAUCGGGGCCAUCAGCUGAUUGGGCUGAUUUAGCUGACUCACCUAGCUCCAUUGACUGGGAACAGCUGGCGGCAAAAUUCCACAGCCAGCUGCCAGCACCUGUUCUGGUGUAGUGUGGUAAGUCGCGUACACAACUCUCCGGGGUGAUGCAAAAGUGGCCCUUGGCG